GCUUGCUUGUGAAUUUUUAUCGCGCCCUCCUCUCGUCUUCAAAGCUUUCGACGAUGGAGAGAAGAGUAGUCAUCGUCGGAGCCGGCAUAAGUGCUCUUCUGGCCUGCAAAUACACCAUGGAGAAGGGCUUCAAUCCCAUUGUCUUUGAGGCCGAAUCAUCUAUCGGAGGGGUAUGGUUCAACCACACUAUUAAGUCAACAAAGGUCCAGAACACCAGGGAGGCCUACCGGUUCUCGGACUUCGACUGGCCGUCCCCUGAAGACGAUGACGGGUUCCCACCCCACAAUGAGGCCCUCGAGUACGUUAGGUCCUAUGCGAAGAACUUUGGGCUGUUGCCUCGCAUCAGGCUGAACUGCCGCGUCAUUGGGAUCCAGCAUGUCGGGGUAACAGCGCAGGAAAUGGAGGCUUGGGAUCUGUGGGGCGGCACUGGGACUGCAUUCGGGUCGGCUGGGAAGUGGCACGUGAAGGUCCACAACAAGGAGACCGACACCGUAGAGGUGCACCAAGCUGAAUUCAUAAUCCUCUGCAUCGGACGUUUCAGCGGUCUCCCGAACAUUCCAAAGCUGCCUCCUGACCAGUCCAUCGAGAGGUUCCGUGGAAAAGUGUUGAAUCCCAUGGAAUACUCUGCUCUUGACGACUCCGCUGCUGCAGAACUAAUAGAAGGAAAGCGAAUCACUAUUAUCGGAUCCGGGAAAUCUGCAGUGGACAUUGCAGCUGAAUGUGCAGAUGCAAAUGGUGUCCGGCAUCCUUGCACGAUGAUCCAGAGGACAAUUCAUUGGUUUAUACCCGAUCUUUUCGUGUGGGGUGCUGUCGGAUGCUUAUUCAUGAAUCGAUUCGGAGAGCUUUUGGUACACAUGCCUGGGGAAUCGUUCCUACGCUGCCUUUUCGUGACCCUACUCUCACCUCUCAGAUGGGGUGCUUCAAAAUUUGUGGAGAGCUGUCUCCGGUGGAAGCUUCCGCUGAAGAAGUACGGGAUGAUACCAGAUCGCAGUUUUCUCGAAGACUUGUCCUCCUGCACUAUUGGUAUCUUGCCCAAAAACUUCUAUGAUAAGGUGGAAGAUGGAAGCAUCAUUUUGAAGAGGUUGAAAAAGUUUGGGUUCGUCGAAGAAGGAGUCAUCAUCGAUGGAGAAGACCAGCCGAUUAGAAGCGAUGUUGUGAUUCUUGCCACAGGCUAUAAAGGUGAUGAGAAGCUCGCGAACAUGUUCAAAUCUCCGAUCUUCCGGGAACUUAUAGCCCGUUCACCAACUUCAAGUGUUCCUCUAUACAGGCAGACGAUUCAUCCUCAUAUUCCAAGCCUGGCAGUAAUUGGGUAUGCCGAGAGUCUGGCAAACUUGCCUCUAUUCGAGAUCCAGUGCCAAUGGCUUGCAGAAUUCCUGGAAGGGAACUUCGUGUUGCCUAGUAUCAAGGAGAUGGAGAAGGAUGUCAAAGUGUGGGAAGAACACAGGAAGCAAUAUGCUGGGAGGAAUUUUUGGAGGUCAUGUAUUGGGGUAAGUAACAUAUGGGCUAAAGACCAAUUGUGCAAAGAUAUGGGUUGCAAUCCCCGAAGGAAGAAGGGGUUUUUCGCGGAGUGGUUUCAGCCGUAUGGACCGACUGACUACGUAGGCCUCACGCGUAAUUCAUAAUAGGCAUUUGCCUAGUUCUUGAUUGAGUAUUGUUCUGCAACAACACAUAUUCUAUAGAUAAGUGCUCUCACCAACACUAUGUGUACAAUGAGAAAUUUUGCAUGUAUUUAUUUGCACUUAUUGUUCAGUACUGAAAAUAAAGUGUUUAAAUUUUAAGCACAAUAUAGAAUAAGUUCUCAAUGAAAUAAA
Punica granatum (pomegranate) is the source of this 1811-nucleotide messenger RNA. The record is from RefSeq and is a predicted model, not a curated record. NCBI's taxonomy places the organism in Eukaryota, Viridiplantae, Streptophyta, Magnoliopsida, Myrtales, Lythraceae.